Molecule: messenger RNA, 2047 nt
Organism: Paramecium octaurelia
Lineage: Eukaryota; Ciliophora; Oligohymenophorea; Peniculida; Parameciidae
Source: the annotation of a GenBank genome assembly
AUGAAAAUUAAGAAGAAGAAUGAACAGUAGAGAGUUACAGAAUUAGGGGAACACAUUUUGAAAACUUAAAAUACUAUGUUGGCUGCUAAAAUCGAUUAAUUAAAGAAGGAGAUUUAAAAUAUGAGAUCUGUAUACAACAACCCAAUAUAUCUAGUUUCUAGUUACCAGAAUAGACAGAGCGAGAGCUAGUUUAAUCGGAGGAACUGAUAUAUUAUAAAAAACUGAGUAAUUAACUGUCUCGAAGAAUACGAAUCAUUAUGGCUUAUAAUGAGGAGGCAAUUCAAAAAAAAGUGGCUCAAGAAGAUAUCUAACAAGAGAAUUUUGAAUGUCUAUGUGGUGCUAAUUAGAUUGAUUCUAUUAAAUAUUUACUUGUAAAUGGUCAUCAAUAAAUAUUGUAAUAAUAAUAAUAAGAAAUCCAACCACCGGAAGAAAAUAAUUAAUAAACUCAAUCUAAUCAAAAGUAAAAAAUACUUAAAUAAUUAGAGAUUAUAUAAAGAAAUUGAUCUAGGAAUCUUCGGAAGAGAAGGCUCAAUUGCUCCAUCAGAUUGAAGAGUUGAAAUUGCAAUAGAAGUUGCCUGAAGAACAAUUCUUUCAAACACAGUUAUUUGCAGAUUUAGUAUAAUAAAAUAACUAUCUAACAACUACGCUAUUCAACAUCGAGGAGCAAUUGAUAUAGGUAAUAAUUUUCAUCAUUAACGUAGGCUUAAUUGAUCAAUAAAGAACAACUAGAGAAAAAUUAGCAAUAAAUACAGUAGGUUCAAUUGGAGUGCGAAUAAAAAAUAAAAGAUUUAUUUUCAUAGCAAGAUACUAUAAAAAUAGAGAUCAAAUAGAAUGAUGAUUAGAUACAGAAUACUUUGAUUGAAGAAUUGAAAUCCUAAGUGGAACAUUCAUCAAAAAUGAUUGAGGAUCUAAAGAUUGAAUUGUAAUAAUGCAGAGAACGUAAUAAAGAAGCAUAAAAUCAAUUGGUUGAAUUAAUAAAUUAGAAACAGACAUUAUUGAAUUAAAAUAAUGAAUUGAAAUAAUAUAUAAGUGUUCAUAAGAUACUAUCAAAAGAUGAGAAGAUAGAACAAGUGACUCUGAGAUAUGAAAAACAUAAAUAAUUGUUGUAUGAAAUAGAAUAAGAGUAUGCAAAUACGAAAUCUAAUGAAUUCAUUCAAAGAUUUAGAGAAUUUGUUGGGUAUGUUAAGAUGAGAGAUGAAAAAGUGAAGGGAUUGGAACAAUAAUUGGAAGCAAAGACAAAUGAUUGCAAUAAUAUAAAGAAGGUAAACAAGUAGUAUUAUAUAAUUUCAGUAAAUACAAUAAUUGAUUGACGAAUUGGAUUAUAAUUCAAAUUCUUUUAAUUCUAUUAAUGAGACUAAUAAGAAUCUAAGCAAACUUGUAAAUGAAACCUAAAAGAAUUUGAGCAGAGCUAUGUAAGAGAAGGUGGAUGAGCGUAUAAGGUUUGAAACAGAAAGAUAAGUAUGAUCAUCAAUCUAUAUUUUAAUAGCAAUUUUAAUAAAAGAUACAAAUUGCAGAUGACACAAUCAAACAAUUACAAUCGUAGAAUGAUUAAUAAAAAAAAAACUUAAGUCUAAUUGAAAAUGAAAGAAUGAGUUACAAAGAAACAAUGAGAAUGUUACAAAAGUCAGAAGGUGAAAGCUAACAGAGAUUGCUAUAAAAAGAAUGGGAUGUUAAUAAAAUUUUAGAAGAAAGUAAAAUUAUAUAGGAAAGAGAGAAAUUGAGUGAGUCAAUCAAUGUAAAAUUCAUUAAAAAGGCGGAGAAGUCUAAGAGCAAACUCAAAUAUUUGAAGUUAUAGAUGAAAUUGUAAUUAUAAUAUAUUAUUUAUAGAGAAUCUAAAGAUACUGAUAAUGAACUAUUGACAUCUUUAAAAAUGAUGGUUGAUUGUCAAUAAUGUAAAAAAAGAGUAAAACAAGUUAUUCUAAUGAAAUGCUUGCAUAUGUUCUGUAAACCUUGUAUUGAUGACAAUCAAAAAAAUCGAAAUAGAGCCUGUCCAGUGUGUAGAGCUAAGUAUGGAAUUGAAGAGGUGAAAGCUAUAAUAUUAAAUUGA